Messenger RNA from Hypoxylon fragiforme, 516 nucleotides. RefSeq lists its product as uncharacterized. The record is from RefSeq and is a predicted model, not a curated record. NCBI's taxonomy places the organism in Eukaryota, Fungi, Ascomycota, Sordariomycetes, Xylariales, Hypoxylaceae. The coding region runs from base 1 to 516 and encodes 171 amino acids. The transcript has 4 exons.
AUGAAUCACUCCGAUCCCGACAAAAUAUCAGAAGAUGAUAAGUACGCGGAUGUACCUUUAUACGGCAGAUAUCUUCCUCGUCCCAAUGACUUCAAACCCGAUGCGAAGCAUUUCAACAACACGACGCCAGAGUCACUCGAUUACUGGUCGAUGGUGCUUGCAAAAUGCACGGAACUCAACCGGAUCUAUGAAAGCGAUGAAGGAGGACGUGAUGUCUUUGCUCUUGGAAGCGUAAUCAUCAAGGCUCAAGCCGAGUCACUUGAAGGCGAUAUCAAAGUUCCCCAGGUCUAUUUUGCUUCUAAGAUGAAAGGACGGCCUGUAUUUGUACAGAAGAGGAUUCCCGGCGUCGGUUUAAAAGUCGCCUGGAAAUACCUCUCCCAGUCUCAGAAAGCUUCCUUCAAGGAACAAGCACGGCAAAUGUUACAGAAGCCGCGUACGAUCACUCCACCAAGUGAGAUCAGUGGUCGAUCGUACAUUAUUUCGGAUCCGGAUCCCGUGCAUCAUCGCGGUAUAUAA